CAUGGCCUCGGUGUUCGGGGGAAGCCGCGCGCGGGCGGGCAGCGGGGCGCACGGCGCGCCCCUCGAGGUCAACCUGGCCAUCCUGGGGGGGCGCGGCGGCGCGGGCAAGUCCGCCCUCACGGUGAAGUUUCUGACCAGGAGAUUCAUCAGUGAAUAUGACCCCAACUUGGAGGACACUUACAGCUCCGAGGAGACUGUGGACCACCAGCUUGUCCACCUGAGGGUCAUGGACACCGCAGACCCGGACACCCCCAGGAACUGCGAACGCUACCUGAACUGGGCCCACGCCUUCCUGGUGGUGUACAGCGUGGACAGUCGCCAGAGCUUUGAAGGCAGCAGCAGCUACCUGGAGCUGCUGGCCUUGCACGCCAAGGAGACCCAGCGUGGCUACCCUGCCCUGUUGCUAGGCAACAAGCUGGAUAUGGCCCAGUACAGGCAGGUCACCAAGGACGAGGGUGCAGCGUUGGCUGGCAAGUUCGGGUGCCUGUUUUUCGAGGUCUCUGCCUGCCUGGACUUUGAACACGUGCAGCAUGUCUUCCACGAAGCGGUGCGGGAAGCCCGGCGGGAGCUAGAGAAGAGCCCCCUGUCCCGGCCCCUCUUCAUCUCUGAGGACAGGGCCCUGACCCACCAGACCCCAUUCACUGCCCGCCACGGACUAGCCAGCUGUACCUUUAACACUCUCUCCACUGCCAGCCUAAAGGAGAUGCCCACGGUGGCCCAGGCCAAGCUGGUCACUGUGAAGUCAUCCCGCGCCCAGAGCAAACGCAAGGCACCCACCCUGACCCUACUAAAGGGCUUCAAGAUCUUCUGAAGGCCUCUCCAUACACACACCAGCCUCUAUAGGAACCCGGGGCUCAGCCACUGGGCGGUGUACCGCCUCUGAUGGAUCAACAGCCUUUGCCCGCGGGUGGACAGCUGGCUUCAAGUACGGCAUCAAGCAUUGGCUGUCCAUUCAAUUCUCUGUGCAAACCACAGGGAUAGGCAGGGAUCCUGUUCCCACCAGGCCUGGUCUCCACGGCAACUGCUACAUCCAUGACCCUGGAGGAAAAUAGCCACUGCUACAUAGCCCAGAAAUCGGGGGUCAGCCUUAUGUAGGAAGAAUCUGCUGUCUUGACCCCUGCCUGCUCCAUCUACAGUGGUAGUGCUAGUG
This is a messenger RNA of Perognathus longimembris pacificus (Pacific pocket mouse), 1150 nucleotides long. It is a transcript of the gene Rasl12, whose product is annotated as RAS like family 12. Gene Ontology annotation, molecular function: GTPase activity; GTP binding. The record is from RefSeq and is a predicted model, not a curated record. The transcript is spliced from 5 exons. NCBI's taxonomy places the organism in Eukaryota, Metazoa, Chordata, Mammalia, Rodentia, Heteromyidae. Bases 2 to 811 code for a protein of 269 amino acids.